AUGUUGGGGGGCCUUUCCCCACCCCCCUCGUCAGGUAGCUCCCCACCCUGUUGGGACGGCAGGGUGCAGGGGUGUGUGGCUGGAACAUGGGGUGCAGCCCCCCGAUUCUGGGAGCAGGGCCUCCGCGCUAGGACAGUUUGGGGGCACCCGGGGGGGGGGAGGUGGGACUCUGUCUGUGCCGCCUGCUGUCUGUCAAUAAACCUCUCGACAUUCCUCAGGCUGCGUCCUUGGGGGGCGGCGCCCGGGCUCAGCUGUCGCCGUGCGUCACUGUCGGGGGAGGCCAUGGCCGGGAGCGGGGGCCGCCUGCCCCUCGCCCUGCUGGUCACUGUGGCCGGCUGGGCCCUGGCCCUGGCCCGGGGCCUGGUGUUUCUGAGCAGCGAGCGCUGCGCCUGGCUCCUGGGCGCCCCCUGCCUGCGGCGGGCGUAUCACGCCUGGCUGGCAGGCGCCGUCCUGCUGGGGCCCCUGCUGCACCCCUUCGCCGACCCCCACGCCAUCCUCGCCAACCAGCGCAACUUCUUCAGCCGCACGUUCGUGGCCUCGGCCUGGGGCUGGACCUGCAUCCUGGCGGGCGGCUUUGCCCUGCUCGUGAGCUACGGGGCGACAGGCCGGGCCCUGGCCCCCCUGCGCCCGCUGGCCCGGCUGGCCGUGGGCACGGGGCUGCAGCUGGCCGCCGCUGCCGCCUUCGGGCUCGUGGAGGAGCUGACAGGUUACUGCUACGCCCCCCUGCCGGCUGGCACCCUGCUGCCCCCCCUGCCCGACCGGCCAGGCUGCCUGGCCGCUGGGCACCGCUGGCGCGGCUACCUGCCCUCCCGGCCCGCCUUCCUGCUCACCUUCUGCUGCCUGCUGCUGGCCGAGGAGCUGGCCGUCUUCCGGCGCUACUUGGCCCGCGGGCACCCGGCCGGCGCCCCCCUGCGCCUCGUCUUCCUGCUCAACGUGCUGCUGCUGGGCCUGUGGAACCUCCUGCUGCUGGGCACCGCUGUGUACGGCCCGGCCUACGGGCCCCAGCUGGUGGGGGCCGCCGUGGCCACCCUGGCCUGGUACCUCACUUACCAGGGCUGGUACCGCGCCCGCUGGUCCCCCGGCCGCCCGGGGGCUGGCCUCUUCCUCAAGGGCGAGCCGCGUGCCUGA
Molecule: messenger RNA, 1128 nt
Organism: Emys orbicularis (European pond turtle)
Lineage: Eukaryota; Metazoa; Chordata; Testudines; Emydidae
Gene: FITM1
Product: fat storage inducing transmembrane protein 1
Biological process (GO): lipid droplet organization; phospholipid biosynthetic process; lipid storage
Cellular component (GO): endoplasmic reticulum membrane
Molecular function (GO): coenzyme A diphosphatase activity
Source: RefSeq, a predicted model, not a curated record